UGCUGCUAUUGCCAAGAUGGUUGAGGGGAAAGAUAGAAGAUGUUAUUUUCCGUGGGGCAUUACACAUCGUUUUGAGAUUGAUUCAAACAAAUUAUAUGAGUUCAGUGUUUGGAUCAAAAGCACACAACUCGAUCUUCACAGCCUUUUUGGUUUUCGAGCGUAUGACAAAGACAAAAAUGUUCUGACCUUUCCAUUACUUCCAAGUGAAUUUUUGCAGUAUUAUUCUAAUGUCACAAACAAUCCGUAUUUCAAAUAUAGCAACAAUGAUGCAAAUGAGUGGACAAGAUGGAAUGGAUUUGUACUUUCAGAAGGAGCUGAUGACAUUUCUUCUCACUUCAUUAUUAAAGGACGAAACUGGGUGUGGCCACGAGGUGCCAAAUAUGCGCAGUUGAGGUUUGGCACUUGCUAUGGCGACGGAAACAACCAAGGAAUCACCUAUUUCGCUCUUCCUCUAGUGGUGCAGACUGAUUUCUAGUCAUAGAAUGUCAUGUACUUGUGUCGUUUCAGGCGAACCAACAGGUAGCUAUAUACCUCUAGCUAUGUAGAGCAAACUUGAGAUCGUGCUCAAGCACGCGUUUUCGUAUGACUCUGCUGUCUCGCGAACGCGUUUGUCCGUUGCUAGACCUUGCUUCUAUAGUUUCUGCAUAAACGAAUGCUCAAACA
Molecule: messenger RNA, 663 nt
Organism: Corticium candelabrum
Lineage: Eukaryota; Metazoa; Porifera; Homoscleromorpha; Homosclerophorida; Plakinidae
Exons: 1
Coding region: 17-475 (152 amino acids)
Source: RefSeq, a predicted model, not a curated record